Cinara cedri is the source of this 3552-nucleotide messenger RNA. Lineage: Eukaryota; Metazoa; Arthropoda; Insecta; Hemiptera; Aphididae. The record is from the annotation of a GenBank genome assembly.
AUGAACGAGAAAUUUCGUAUUGCUACAAAACAUGGAAUCCUCAAUAUUCAUGGCUCUGAUGGAAACAGUGUGGUGACAAUGAAAAAUUGUUCCCUUACGACUGAAGACAUCCAAACAUACAACGUAUUCAUAUGUGAGGUCUUUUGAUUUGAUUAAAUUGGAACGAGUUAAAGAUAUAAAAAAAGUGUCCGGGUCAAAAAAUUAUGUAUAUAAUUCUCAUUUAUUAACAUAAACAUAUUUUAAAUUUCGGUCAAAAUUUUAUUUAUUGUAUAUACGGUAGUUUUGUUAAAUAUUGCUAAGAAUUAUGAAAAAAAGAUUAUUAAGAAAACGUUAUUUGUUUCAAAACUAUUACAAUGUCACUUCCUGUCUUAUAACUAGGAAGGCAAUAAUCCAACUAAUUAAAUUUCACAAGACAUGACGCGUGGUGAAACCCGCAUUACUCGCAAAGUUAUAUUGUCAUUAUUAUAUUUUUAAUGUUAAACAUAUAUUAGAUAUUUAAUGAAUGUACCUGAUAAUCUAAUAGAAAUAAUAGACUUACGACUAUGACAAUAUGCGAUUUUAAACUCACUUGGCAAAAAUUGAAAAAAUUAUUUAAUGUAUGUAUUAAUCCUAAUUAUCACAGUUUAAUUACGAACUUGCAGUUCAGUCAUGAAUGAGCGUAACUUUUGAUUUUAUGUCAAAAUAAAUUUAUUUUGAAGAGACCACACAGACCGUUUAAUUAUUAAGUUUGAUAACCUAGGUAUAUAAGAAUAUUACUAUGUUGAAGAUUUCCAAAAUAUUCAAAUAAUCUAAUAUAGGUACUGUACAUCACCGAAAUCUAACAAAAAUAAAAUAUUAAAGCUACCUAGGUAGCUUUAAUAAAAAUAUAACAAUAAUAUGUAGUAAUAUUAAUAAUCUAUUUUUUCAGAAAAAGUUUGUGGACCAAAUUUUAAGUGUCCUCUUUUUUACUUAUACAUUAAAAACUGAAAACAAAAUGAAGGUAAAGAUAAAUACAAAAUCCAUUUAUCUAAAUUCUAAAUGACUUAAUAUAUUAUAAAAUUACCUUUCUUAUAAUUACUAUUACCAAAAUUAUUUAUAAAAAUAUAAACCAUGUAGUUGUUUAUUUCACUUAUUUUACUACAAAACUAUCAUUGAAAAAAUAUGAUGAACAUUAACUUAAAAAAAAAAUUAGAACUAAAAUCUAAAAAUAUCUUGAUUAUUUAUUUAUUUUUAUUUUUGAGCUGCACUGGAAACUUGACAUUUUUUCUUUUGUACUAAUCUGUCUAUAUUUGCACAAGAAUAUGUUGAUGUCCAAAUGUAAAACAGAUUGUAAUUUCAUUGCGAUUUUUCGAUUUGUUUAAUUUCAUGAGAGAAAAUAAUUGUUCACAUACAUAAAAGCUACCGAACAUGGAUACAAUUUUAGAAAAGUGUUUCUUUAGUUUUGAAUAAAUGUUUCCAAGGUAUUUAAAAACUUCUGGAACUCCAACAGUUUCAAAUUUUGAUUUUAAAAUAGAAUUACAUUGACAAUAAAUUAACUCGAGUUGUAAAUCUCCCUUCACAUUUUCUACAUUUAUAAAAAAUUGAUCACUAAAAAAUAGAAAAUCAUUUUUAUAUUUUUGAAAAUCUGCAAAUCUGUUCAUAAAUUCAUUUUUUAAUAAUAAAAUGUAUGAAAUAUAUUUUUUACUAUCAUUACUGUCUGUUGAUAACUGUAUUAAUAUAGAACUGUGUACCAAGUUAAUUAAUGAAAGUAGAAUCUCCCAUAAUCGUAAAUAAAUGAAUUGAGUCGUGAUAACUUUGUUUUUUCCUUAUAAUUGUAGGUUGAGAAUAUUUAAAUGCGUGGUAAUAUCAACAAAGAGAGCUAAACCAUACUUUAUAUUAUAAAGUAUGACUUACAGGGUGCGACCCAACAAUAAAACUGUUUUACGGAAAUAAAAGCCAAAAGGUUGUUCCAAACGAUUCGUAAUCAGUCAUACCUAUUUAUAAAACAAUGAUUAAUCUAUGUUUCAAUAAAAACAAGUGCCAAUAAUGUAUAUCGGUUACAGGAUUAUAUACAGAGUAGAUAUUAUACAUAAUGACUAUUACCUAUAAUUUAUAUGUUGGUGGUAACUGUUAGGGGUUUCUCAAGCUCCUAAGGCUCUUCAUACAUUUUGUUGAAACCAUUAUCGUACAAAUUAUUGGGUUAACUAUAAAAAUGCGUACAAAAUAUUUACUAAAUGAUUGGGCAAUAUUUAAAAAUUAAAAUUUAUAUAAUGGGUGCAAAGUCAUCAUCGUUAUUGCCAUUAAAAUAUUUAUAUUGCUCUAAAAUCUGCGGUGCGAAUAAAAACAGAUAAGCCAACGUCAACAAUGCACAAGUAUCGAAUUAGCCCCUCAAAAAUAAAUCUGAGUAAGAAUUAGAAUUUUAUAUUGUAUAACACAAAUUAAAUUUUAAAAAGUUAUUCAGAUGUUAAACAAAAGAGACGUUAAUGUCACUGAUAAAAUUACGUAAUUUAAAAAGCUAAUCUCAGUAAGGGGAAAAUCUAAGGCAUCGUUUUGAGGAGGGGGAGGAGAGAAAUUGCAACAGGCACAAUAAAUAUUAUUUUUGUAGAACUAAAAUACAAUUUAACUUUAUAACACUAAGAACAAAUUAUGAAAGUUCGAUUUUACUGAAAACUAGUAAUCAAAAAAUACGUUAUGAUUAACAUUUCUCUUUGUUUUUAUCUUUUUGUUUAGUUUUUUUCAAUCUGUAUAGCACUGUGGUACUUACUAUAAAAUUAUUGUGUUGAUUUUGUAAGUUUUUUUUUUUUAAAAAUGUCUGAAAUCACUUUUAUUAUUAAAACUAAAGCAUUUUUAGAUAUAGUGUAAUAUAAAAUAAUAUAUAGAAAACCGCAGAGUAUGGAUGCUAUUUGAAGAAGGUUUAUUUUCAGAAUUUUCCUGGGAGUUUAACAAAAUGUUUUUGCCGAAGCUGUGAAAAACGGAUAAAAAAAUCAUUAGAAAGCGUUUAAAUGUGAAUCACACGAAUUCUUGACCUUUUUUGGUAAGCCGUUUUCUACGCUCGGAAUCGUUUUCCAAAUGUGGUAAUGAUUCGUAGAGCUUAAACUCGAAAAAUAAUACAACAGCGACCAGUAUACGUAGUUCCAAUAUCGAUAGUUUGUUUGUGUAUUUUGAUUUAUACAUUUUGAAGAAAACGAAGCAGUUAUUAUAUUAAAGUAUUGAAAUUUUACCGUAUGGCGAUGGUUUUUAUCUCACCAAAAUAUUCUCCCUGUUAUUUAUAUGUCAAGAGAAUGAGACUUAAAGUUAAGUUCUACAAACAUGAGGUGAAACUGACUAUGUCGUAUGGUUCAGAGUGUAGACAAAAUAAUAAAAUAGAGAAUGAAUAUAGCAGAUAUGAGAACGUUUAGGCGGAUGAGUAGAGUGACGAGAGAAGAUGAGUUAGGGAACGAGUACAUACGAGGUAGCUUAGAUAUGGCUUCGAUAGCAGACAAAAUGAGACAACAUAGAUUGAGAUGGUUAGGGCAUGUUACAGAAAGAGAGGAAUUUGAAUCAGUCAGAAUUGAAGUUAAAAGGAAAGCGAUGAAAGGAAGACCAAAAAAAUAA